UCAACAUCAAAUUCCUUUUAGGAGCUCCUGGCGUAUCCAUUCAAUGCGUCCGUCGCGCCUACUUCAACGUCCUCCGAGCCACACAUACCCUGUCUUUGCGUUCCUCCAAAUGCAACUAAACUCACGCCAGUUUCACUCCUUUAUUUAAGCCUUUGUAGCAAUUUACGCCUGAGCCACCGCAGUGAGCUGUUGUGGGCGUCGGUCGGCACCGCAGUUGGCAAUCGUUAUUAUACCUCGCUAGGAACGUGUGUUAAGAAAGCGGUGGUGUCACCAGCCUUGGCCAAGCGGUGCUGCUGCAAAAAAGGCAGCUCACUUCAAUGGAGGGCAAGUACUGCAUUGUGACCGGGGCCAACAGUGGCAUUGGCUUCCAGGUGGCACGUGGCCUCAUGCGACGGGGUGCCCACGUGGUGAUGGCGUGCCGCAGCCCACCUGCAUGCGAGCACGCGGCACAGUUACUGAGGGCUGAGGGGCUGUCUGGCAGCUGUGCCUGUCGUACAUUGGACCUUGAGGACCCCGCCUCCAUCCGCGCUUUUGUGACCCAGCAAAGCCGAGAGCUGCACGGGGCCGUCGUCUGCCUGGACGGAGCCUACCGAGCGGCACAUGAGACACACACCCAGGGUGCUGGGGCAGAAGUGGCUGCUGUAAACCUCGGCCGCAAGGAAGAGGCCUGCAGCGGUUUAAGAGGUACGUGCCCUAGCGGCACCGGUACCGGCACCUGUAUCCACAGCGCUGGAGCGUUCAGCACUAAGGGAAGCCCCAGCAGCAGCAGCGGCGACUCGCCGUGCCGCCACAUUGAUGUGCUGGUUAACAACGCCGGGGUAAUGGGUGUGCCGCCAGCUGCCGACGGCUCCGACCGACAUCUAACCGUCAACCACCUGGGGCCCUACCUGCUGACCCGGCUAUUGCUGCCCCACAUGACCCAUGGGUCACGGGUCGUCAAUGUGGCCAGUCGAGCGCACUAUGCGGGAUGCCUGAAGCUCAGAACAGGGCCACCGGGAGGGGGGGCUAUCCAUGGCAACGUCCAUCACUGGUGGUGGCAGUACGCUCGCUCCAAGCUCUGCAACGUGCUGGUCACUGCAGAGCUGCAGCGCCGCUACGGUUGGGCGGGAACAACACGGGAGCAGCGGCGGCAGCAGCAUUGCCGGCGUGGCGAUGCCGCCAGCAGCAACAGCAAUAGCAGUGGCGAACAUGGGGAUACGUGGGAUAGCAGGUGCAGCUCUGAAACCAAGGCCAGCCGUACUAGCAUCGCUGCUGCUGGAUCCCCAGCCUCAGCGGGGCGGCCUGCGGGGCGGAUUGGGGCCUUCGCAGUGAGCCCCGGGAUGGUGGAUACCGGGAUAUUCAGAUAAGUCGCAACGCAGGGGAUACCGGUAUCGGGAGGGCGUGGGUUGCCGCCCGGGAGGGCGAUUGGGCAACGAGCUCUGGGGCACUCGGAUUGCAAGUACCGGUACUGGUGCUCGUAGCCGUUGGUGGCGGCCGAUGACACUACCGUACCCCAAUUUCUGAAAACGCAACUCCAGCAAGUCCCUGCUUGUCUGCUUGCCUUCAAACCCCACCCCCACCGCCCACCCCGCAGGCACCUGCUCCCUCCCUGGGCGCAGUGGCUACGGGUGCCGCUGAGGCCGCUGGUCAGGAGCGCGGAGCAGGGAGCGGAGGUGGUGCUAUUCGCAGCGUGCAGCCCCAGCCUGCAGGGCCGCAGUCCGCUGUUCCUGCACGACUGCCGGGAGAUGCAGCCCUCGGCUGCAGCCCGGGACCCCUCACUGGCAGCCGACCUGUGGCGAGUGAGCGCCGCCCUAGUCGGACUCCCAGACGAGGAGGGUGGG
Messenger RNA from Astrephomene gubernaculifera, 1820 nucleotides. Lineage: Eukaryota; Viridiplantae; Chlorophyta; Chlorophyceae; Chlamydomonadales; Astrephomenaceae. The record is from the annotation of a GenBank genome assembly.